This is a messenger RNA of Pongo pygmaeus (Bornean orangutan), 3255 nucleotides long. RefSeq names its product AKT serine/threonine kinase 2 (gene AKT2). NCBI's taxonomy places the organism in Eukaryota, Metazoa, Chordata, Mammalia, Primates, Hominidae. Gene Ontology annotation, biological process: protein phosphorylation. The transcript is spliced from 14 exons. The coding region runs from base 270 to 1715 and encodes 481 amino acids. The record is from RefSeq and is a predicted model, not a curated record. Gene Ontology annotation, molecular function: protein serine/threonine kinase activity; ATP binding.
GGAGGGGGCGGGGGGGCCGCGCCGCGCGAGCCGUUGGGCCUGGCUCGGAGGAGGCGUCGCCGCCGCCGCCGCCGCUGCCGGCUCCGUAGCCGCUGCCGGGAAACACAAGGAAAGGGAACCAGCGCAGCGUGGCGAUGGGCGGGGGUAGAGCCCCGCCGGAGACGCUGGGCGGCUGCCGGUGACAGACUGUGCCCUGUCCACGGCGCCUCCUGCAUGUCCUGCUGCUCUGAGCUGUCCCGAGCUAGGUGACAGCGUACCACGCUGCCACCAUGAACGAGGUGUCUGUCAUCAAAGAAGGCUGGCUCCACAAGCGUGGUGAAUACAUCAAGACCUGGAGGCCACGGUACUUCCUGCUGAAGAGCGACGGCUCCUUCAUUGGAUACAAGGAGAGGCCCGAGGCCCCUGAUCAGACCCUACCCCCCUUAAACAACUUCUCCGUAGCAGAAUGCCAGCUGAUGAAGACCGAGAGGCCGCGACCCAACACCUUUGUCAUACGCUGCCUGCAGUGGACCACAGUCAUCGAGAGGACCUUCCACGUGGAUUCUCCAGACGAGAGGGAGGAGUGGAUGCGGGCCAUCCAGAUGGUCGCCAAUAGCCUCAAGCAGCGGGCCCCAGGCGAGGACCCCAUGGACUACAAGUGUGGCUCCCCCAGUGACUCCUCCACGGCUGAGGAGAUGGAAGUGGCGGUCAGCAAGGCACGGGCUAAAGUGACCAUGAAUGACUUCGACUAUCUCAAACUCCUUGGCAAGGGAACCUUUGGCAAAGUCAUCCUGGUGCGGGAGAAGGCCACUGGCCGCUACUACGCCAUGAAGAUCCUGCGGAAGGAAGUCAUCAUUGCCAAGGAUGAAGUCGCUCACACAGUCACCGAGAGCCGGGUCCUCCAGAACACCAGGCACCCGUUCCUCACUGCGCUGAAGUACGCCUUCCAGACCCAUGACCGCCUGUGCUUCGUGAUGGAGUACGCCAAUGGGGGUGAGCUGUUCUUCCACCUGUCCCGGGAGCGUGUCUUCACAGAGGAGCGGGCCCGGUUUUAUGGUGCAGAGAUCGUCUCGGCUCUUGAGUACUUGCACUCGCGGGACGUGGUAUACCGCGACAUCAAGCUGGAAAACCUCAUGCUGGACAAAGAUGGCCACAUCAAGAUCACUGACUUUGGCCUCUGCAAAGAAGGCAUCAGUGACGGGGCCACCAUGAAAACCUUCUGUGGGACCCCGGAGUACCUGGCGCCUGAGGUGCUGGAGGACAAUGACUAUGGCCGGGCCGUGGACUGGUGGGGGCUGGGUGUGGUCAUGUACGAGAUGAUGUGCGGCCGCCUGCCCUUCUACAACCAGGACCACGAGCGCCUCUUCGAGCUCAUCCUCAUGGAAGAGAUCCGCUUCCCGCGCACGCUCAGCCCCGAGGCCAAGUCCCUGCUUGCUGGGCUGCUUAAGAAGGACCCCAAGCAGAGGCUUGGUGGGGGGCCCAGCGAUGCCAAGGAGGUCAUGGAGCACAGGUUCUUCCUCAGCAUCAACUGGCAGGACGUGGUCCAGAAGAAGCUCCUGCCACCCUUCAAACCUCAGGUCACGUCCGAGGUCGACACAAGGUACUUCGAUGAUGAAUUCACCGCCCAGUCCAUCACAAUCACACCCCCUGACCGCUAUGACAGCCUGGGCUUACUGGAGCUGGACCAGCGGACCCACUUCCCCCAGUUCUCCUACUCGGCCAGCAUCCGCGAGUGAGCAGUCUGCCCACGCAGAGGACGCAUGCACGCUGCCAUCACCGCCGGGUGGUUUUUUCCCCCUAACUUUUUACUUUGCCUUUUUGGUUUGUGUCCCCACCCCCACCUCCUCACCCCCUUUCCAGUUCUUCUUCAGGCCCCUCCCAGACGCACCCCAGCGGCCCCUGCAGCCCCUGCAGCCCCUGCCUCCAGCCUCACCUUUGUGCCCAGACUCGCAUUUGGGAGACUCCACCUCCCGACCAGGCCCGGGCUGUUGGGCGGUUGGAGAUUCAGGUUUUAAUCCACACAAGCCCCAGUGAGGGGUGAAGCAUGGUGCCCGGGGCCUGCCUGAGUUUCUGGCCUGGGUGUCGUACUGGUGUCUGCCUCUGAGCCGCUGCUUCUGGAUGAAGGCUGCCUUCUGGUGGGAUGCGACACCCGGCAGACAGUGGUGCUGCCUUCCAGGCCCCGUGGCCUAGGCUCGGAGUGGCCAGGCACGGGGCGGUCCAAUCCCCCACCCACUGUCCCCCCAUGGGGGCAGAAAAGCAAUAAUGUCCAGGGGCAGGCAGGGGCCCUUGGGAGCUGCAGGGUCGGAGGUUAGGGCUGCUCCCUGGUGAAUGGAGCCAGAUCCUAGGAUCUGUACCAUGGGGAACCAGGAGUGGCUGGGCUGGGCGCCGCCUCCUGGUCCUGCCUCCUCCCUACCAAACUGUCCUCACCCUAUGGAUGAGGCAGGAGGAACAUUUGGGGGCAAACCUGCCUGCCUCCCAGCCCUGUGCCUUACUAGGGCUUCCUUCCAGCUGGCCUUACCUCCCACGGGACCCUGGGCCUGGCCUGGCCCCACUGGGGGGCUGUGGGCUGGGCUCACCUUCUCCUUUGCGGGGGUGGAGGGGCACCAGCCUUGGCUGUUACAAUCUUACACCGGACAGUAUUGGGCCCCAUGGACUCGGUCAGGGAGGGGUGGCGGUGGGCAUCUCUGGUACCUAUUGGGGUGGGGGGCCUCCGAGAAGGGAGGCUCCUAGGCCCCCCUAACCCUCCCUCUCCCCAGGGCCCCACGUUCUGCAGCCUUAAGGUUUAACAUGAGCGCACGUCCAUGUCAGUGCUGUGGGACUCCUGUGCGUGCCUCGGACUGCGUGUGUCGGCAGGAUGCAGGCACACGUGGGUGUGUUUGCAUGUGUGUUUGUGUGAGGGCAGCGUGUCCUCCAGUGUGCAUGGUGUGUGGGCUUGGGCCCCAUCCCUGGCCCGAGCAUUUCAUCCUGUGGGGGAGGGGUGCUGACCUAGUGGGAGGAGCCCCACCGUGAUCCAUGAGCUGCCCUGCCCACGCCUCCCCUCCCUGUAGCAACACCUCUGGGUGUUUGGAGUUUAGCUUUUGUGGGUUUGCUCUCCCUACCCCAUCUCCUAUACUACGCAGUUCAUGGCAGGGUGGGGAGGGGUGGGGUUGGUUCGGGUGGGUGAGGGUCUUUUUCCUCUGUGUGCGAUGUCGUUAUCUGACAGUUCUCCGUCCCUACUGGCCUUUCUCCUCGUCUUCAUAUUUGUACGGUACAAGCAAUAAAGACACUCAUUUCAGA